UUUUAGACACAAAACAGUAGAGACACAGACGAGACAAGACUUAGAGAAAGAGCUUAUUUUUGUAUAAGAAGUUAUUUUAUAUAUAUUAUUUAUUUCUGAUUGCUAUUUGUUUCAAGAUGAAGUGUAUACAAAUGGUCAUGGCAAUUCUCCUCGCAGCAAAGUCAGCGAUGGCUGCUUGUCCAAUAAGUUAUAAGGAUGGUGAGUACGAAGGAAAGUGCUUCAGAAGAAUCGACUGCCUGAAAUGUAAGACUUCAUACCAGGGCGCUAGAGAAGUGUGUGCGCAAGACGGCGGCCAGAUUGUUACCGUACAAACCGAAGAGAAAUACAACUAUUUGGUGCGGAAAGAUUCACAUAGAGCCUUCUGGAUCGGACUGGACGAUAUUCAGACUGAAGGGUCUUUUGUAUGGAAUGAUGACUCUGAAUUGGGGUCGUUGGCACCGUGGGAUGCCUCCGUGAAAAACACAGACGACCUGAACUGUGUAGCGAUGGGGAGGGAAACCCAGUUCAGAUGGGUGCACACGGACUGUAACUUCAAACUUCGGUAUCUUUGUGAAAUAGAUGCCAUCCCGGACUUGCCUGUUCCUGGUGGGAAUGGCGCCCUCCAACCAGUGAUAGAUCGUCAGCCACCGGCAGAAUUGAUCAGAAAGUCAUUGACAAAAGCUACGUGUCCAACAGGUUAUAAGGAUGGUGAGUACGAAGGAAAGUGCUACAAGAGAGUCGACUGCCUGACCUGUAAGACCUCAUACCAGGAGGCCAGAGAAGUGUGUGCGCAAGACGGCGGUCAGAUUGUUACCGUACAAACCGAAGAGAAAUACAACUUUUUGGUGCGGAAAGAUUCACACAGGGCCUUCUGGAUCGGACUGGACGAUAUUCAGACUGAAGGGUCUUUUGUAUGGAAUGAUGGCUCGGCAUUGGGGUCGCUAGCACCAUGGGAUGCCUCCGUGGAAAACACAGACGGCCUGGACUGUGUAGUGAUGGGGAGGGAAACCGAGUUCAGAUGGGUGCACACGGACUGUAACUUCAAACUUCGAUACCUUUGUGAAAUAGAUGCCAUUCCUGACAAGCCUGUGUCUGGUGGGGGCGGUGUCCUUGAACCAGUGACAAAAGCAACGACAAGUCCUCAGCCUUCAGCAUACACCACGCCAACCCCUUCCAAAACAAACACCAACGGUCACACAACGCCCCAAACGGCAUCUACUGGCUCUGCAGGCAGUGCUCAGACGUCCAGCGGGGGUCAGAAUCCUCCGGGUUCCGUUUGUCCGACAAACUACCACGAUGGGCAUUUUGACAACUACUGCUUCAAGAGGAUCGACUGUCAUGGGUGCAGAACGGGGUACGAGAACGCCAGGGCCGACUGUGCGAACGACGGAGGCCGACUGGUACAAGACAUCACACAAGAGAAGUACGACUAUCUGGUGAAGGAGGACAUGCUGUUGAUCUACUGGAUUGGACUGACCGAUGUGGCACGCGAGGGGACGUUCGUGUGGGAAUACGGGGCUCCGCUGGGCAGCUUCCACCCGUGGGACCCGUCUACACCAAACACUGAAGAGGCCGACUGUGUCGCCAUAGUGCGGGACAACAACUUCUCCUGGGCACGACUCGACUGCGCCACUGGUCUCAGAUAUCUUUGUGAAAAGCAAGCAAUACCUGCAUCUGAGCAAACACCGACCACACCAUCCGGCAACGUUAUACCAGCUGUGAACGAAUGUGUCGCCAAAACUUCGCCAUGCGACGCCAACGCAGUGUGUACCGACCUCAGCGAUGGCUUCACAUGCAGCUGCAACUCCGGUUACCAAGGCGACGGCUUCACCUGCUCUGAUGUUAACGAGUGUAGUACAGGAACGCCUCCUUGCGACGCCAACGCAGACUGCACCAACACCGUCGGCUCAUUGACGUGCAGAUGCAGACCCGGUUACCAAGGCGACGGAUUCACGUGCUCUGAUGUUGACGAGUGCGGUGCAGGAACGCCUCCUUGCGACGUCAACGCCGACUGCACCAACACAGACGGAUCCUACAACUGCAGAUGCAGACCCGGUUACCAAGGCAACGGAUUCACAUGCUCGGAUGUUGACGAAUGCGGCGAUGAAACGCCUCCUUGCGACGCCAACGCAGACUGCACCAACACCGUCGGCACAUUCAUGUGCAGAUGCAGACCCGGUUACCAAGGCGACGGAUUCACAUGCUCCGAUGUUGACGAGUGUAGCGCAGGAACGCCUCCUUGCGAUGCCAACGCAGACUGCACCAACACCGUCGGCUCAUUCACGUGCAGAUGCAGACCCGGUUACCAAGGCAACGGCUUGACCUGCUACGAUGUUGACGAAUGUAGUGCAGGAACGCCUCCUUGCGGUGCCAACGCAGACUGCACCAACACUGAUGGCUCCUACACCUGCAGAUGUAGACCCGGUUACCAUGGCAACGGGUUCGUCUGCUCCGAUGUUGACGAGUGCAGUGCAGGAACAGCUCAAUGCGACACUCAGGCGACCUGUACCAACACCGACGGCUCUUACACGUGCAGAUGUAACGCCGGUUACCAGGGCGACGGAAGAGCGUGCUUUGAUGUGAACGAGUGCAGCACAGGCACGGCGCAAUGCGAUGCCAACGCUCAAUGCACCAACACCGAGGGCUCCUACACCUGCAGAUGCAACAGCGGUUACCAAGGUGACGGCCUGACCUGCGCCGAUGUGAACGAGUGCAGUACAGGAACGCCUCCUUGCGGUGCCAACGCUGACUGCACCAACACAGACGGCGCAUUUACGUGCAAAUGCAGACCCGGUUACCAAGGCGACGGGAUAACAUGCACCCCUAGUUCAGAUGGCUGUACUUUAGCAAACACUCCAUGCCACGCAGAUGCCGACUGUCAACACAGUGGCGGGUCCUUCACGUGUCAAUGCCGAGAAGGGUACGAAGGAAAUGGCCACACCUGCAGCGACGUGAACGAGUGCUCGGCUUCGACGCCGCCAUGCGGCCUCAAUGCAAUCUGCACCAACACAGACGGAUCCUUCACCUGCGAGUGCCAACAUGGUUACCAUGGCGACGGUUUCCAGUGUACAGACAUCAACGAAUGCUCGACCACGUCCCCCUGCGACCAGAAUGCUUACUGCAGGAACACGGAAGGAUCGUACGUCUGCACCUGCCGUGACGGUUACCAAGGCGACGGACGGACAUGCACCGACGUCGACGAGUGUGCUGUGUCACCUUGCGGCCAGAACGCGCGUUGCAGAAACACCGCUGGGUCCUUUACAUGCAGUUGCCACAACGGUUACCAAGGCGACGGCAUCACUUGCAAUGACGUAAACGAGUGCGCCACGUUGGCUCCUUGCGACGCCAACGCAGACUGCACCAACACGAUCGGCUCCUUCCAAUGCUCCUGUCGGGAAGGCUAUCAGGGCGACGGACGGACAUGCACUGACGUGAACGAGUGUGAGGCGUCCCCUUGCGGCACCAAUGCACGUUGCAGAAACACAGCUGGGUCUUUCGUCUGCAGAUGCAACAACGGUUACCAAGGCGACGGCAUCACAUGCAGCGACAUAGACGAAUGCGCCACAUUGGCUCCUUGCGACGCGAACGCCGCCUGCACCAACACGAUCGGAUCAUUCCAGUGCUCGUGCCGCAAUGGCUACCGAGGCGACGGCAGAACCUGCACGGACAUCAACGAAUGCAUCGCUUCACCUUGCGGCGCCAACGCACAUUGCACCAACACCCCUGGGUCUUUCAACUGUAGAUGUGCAACAGGCUAUCAAGGUGACGAUCGUACCUGUAGGGACAUAGAUGAAUGCGCCACGUCCACCCCUUGCGAUUCCAAUGCAGACUGCACCAACACUGUCGGCUCCUUCCAGUGUUCAUGUCGAGAUGGCUACACAGGAGAUGGAACCAGCUGUACAGCUGAUGGAUCUGCUGAUGCCCAAGACGGAAGCGGUUCCGGGUCAGGGAGUCCUACUUCCGGUUCGGAUGGAACCAAGUCGUCCACAGGUCUGGGUACAGUUGGGCUCAUAGCGCUCCUGGCAUCUCUUGGAGCUCUCCUCUUGGUGUUCAUGUGUGCCCUGCUACUGUGGGGGGCCAAGAAACGACACAGGAAAACUCCCAAGAAAUAUUACGUCCAGGAGCCCAUCCCAAGGGAUAUGCGCCUCAAGGAUGCAGACACGAUGUACAACCCAGGAAUGCCGAAGGGCACACCACCACAAACAAGGAAGUCAGCCCAUAGUUCCCGCGCUGGUAGCCUGGACAAUCUGGCUGUCUAAACACCUUGUAACAGCUACAUGUAGUUUAUAUGGCUGACACUCACAAAGCUCCUUAACGGAAACAGCAUUGCCAAGACUUUGCAUAUAAAAAUGAUUUGCUUGUUAUGUUGCAUUAAAUACAAAGGCAGCUUAUACUCAAACGUACCAGCCAAUGUAAGCCACUAGUCUUCCUUUGAAAAUACAAUGCUAGUCAUUUGAUCUUUGCUGGGUUCAUGUCAUGCAUAUGUUUGCAAUUUGGCUGAAAGCACUUCUUAGACAAGAUGUUUUGUCUUAUGUGAAAAAUGAUUUUGUGUCGCACUUUAAUCUUUCGGAUGCAUUGAGCAGUGUACAUUUAAUAUUUUGAAAGUAUCAAGUUAAUGGAUACUGCCUGCUGUAGAAUUGCGCAUUGCAAAUGAAAUAUGAAUUUGACUCUUGCUGUGUUCUCUACAGCAUCAGCACUAUGAAUUAUAAACCUAUCAAUAUUAUAUCCUUUGCUAGAAUUGCUUUGCUACCAGCCCAUAUAUGGAUACCAUAUCAUGAUGAUUUGGCUAGAUAUCAUGAUCAUAAAAUGCUAUAUCUAAUGUUCCAUUAAAAUAAGUAGGCCUACAAAGAAUUACUCGAUCAUAUACACAGUUGCGUUGAAUAUCCCUAGAUAAUAACUGAAUCAUUGAUAAUAUUGUCAUCUUAUAAGAUUGCUGGCGGAUAGGUAUAUCAGAAAAAUCCGCAUGAAGGAUCCACGAUAAUAUACAAAAAUGUUGCAUUUAGAAAAAUCGAUGAAUUGCUUGAUCAUAUAGCGUUGUAUUAGCUAUGCCUUUGUUGGAUAUUAUAAAGCAUGGUAUUGUCAUUAGAUAAUCAACAUGAUGGCUUGUAUUGGAUAAAGCUGGUCUUACAAAUGA
Molecule: messenger RNA, 5113 nt
Organism: Branchiostoma floridae (Florida lancelet)
Lineage: Eukaryota; Metazoa; Chordata; Leptocardii; Amphioxiformes; Branchiostomatidae
Product: fibrillin-1-like
Exons: 13
Coding region: 117-4238 (1373 amino acids)
Molecular function (GO): protein binding; calcium ion binding
Source: RefSeq, a predicted model, not a curated record